AUGUUGGAUUUCGCCAAAAACAUUGCCAAGGAGGCGGGAUCUGUAAUUUCCACACCUUUUUUUUACUCGAAAAAGCUCAUUGCUAGUGCCUUUGACCAACCACCACAUUAUCACGAGAAGGUCUCCUUCGCCGACCUCGUUACAGACACCGACAAACAAGUUGAAGACUUGGUCAUGUCUCGAAUUCUUGAAACUUAUCCCGAUCACAAAAUCAUAGCAGAGGAAAGCGCUUCGGAGUUGCACAAUGCUCUUAUACUUACCGAUUGGGGCGGUGAUAGAAAUGCCUCAAAUUUAGACACAAAGGCCGCCAACAUCCGUCGUCUUAUAUCUGAAGCUCGUGGGGUGCGCACGAUGGGGUCGGCGGCAUUGCACAUGUGUCAAGUAGCCGCGGGUCAGGGUGACGUCUUCUUCGAGUUUGGCAUCCACUGCUGGGACUACGCGGCUGCCAGUCUCAUCGUCACCGAGGCCGGCGGCUACUGCUGCAACGUCGACGGUGAGUAUGGCAAACGCACUCGCUCCACCAAGCACCUCACUUCACCUCAUAAUUAUCCACUUCACAUGGGCGGCAGUUGGCUCUGUCUCUAUGUGGGUGGUCCAGUGGAUUUGAUGGCUCGCCACUGCGUGGCAGCUUCAAGCAAGCAGCUGGCGGAGAUGAUAUGUCAGAAGAUCGUUCCAAUAUCUUACCCGCGAGACUGA
Echinococcus granulosus is the source of this 696-nucleotide messenger RNA. Its product is annotated as Inositol monophosphatase 2. NCBI's taxonomy places the organism in Eukaryota, Metazoa, Platyhelminthes, Cestoda, Cyclophyllidea, Taeniidae. The record is from RefSeq and is a predicted model, not a curated record. Gene Ontology annotation, molecular function: inositol monophosphate 1-phosphatase activity. Gene Ontology annotation, biological process: inositol metabolic process; signal transduction; phosphatidylinositol phosphate biosynthetic process. The transcript is spliced from 5 exons. The coding region runs from base 1 to 696 and encodes 231 amino acids.